GGUUAGCAGCGGUGCGAAGAGCACGUAUUGCCGCCAUUUUGCGUCCCGCCAAAACUUGACGCGUCAAACUUCGAUGACAGAAAAAAUCGUUGAGUGACUUUUUAAUAAUCAAAAACGUUUAACAAACUAUUUGUGACUGUUAAAUACGUGUAAAAAAAUGUACAUUAUUUUUGCCGUGCGUGUAAAAGUGCAUAAUUAGUUUAAUUUGUGUUAAACAAUAAUGGAUCUUGUGCAAGCGCCGGAACGUUGACCUUAUUUCUUGACAGGGCCAUGGAGCUCAAAACGCCAAAAGACAAGAAGAUAUCGAGUUUCGCCAAACUCCUGUCGCGCGGCAAAAUGUUCCGGAUACCGAUACUCAUCCUCUUCCUCCUGGGCAGCACUAGCUGCGACGACACCGAAGACGAAUUCCAAUUUCAAAUUCAAAAUUCAAAUUCCGAAUUGCAAAACACAAGCUUGAUGGAACACUCGCAUAGACACGGACGCAAUACCAGUGUAAAAAAAGAUUUGAGUGACAUUAAAUAUUUAAGGCGGCAUUUGAAUAGGGAAAUAGUUAAUUUUGUGAUGACCGACUAUUUGGUGGACGGGGAGGUGGAGAAUCGUGUACAUUAUAAUGGGAUUACGGCGAAGGAGACUUACGUUGGCGCAAAUGGGAGCGGCUUGCGAUUGCGUCAGCUGACCGACGGCCGCCAUCUUGUGCAAGUCAUCUACACACCAAAUGGCGCCAUCCAGGACUGCGAGUACAUCACCCAAGCAAAAUAUUCCAGAAACUUCCUUAAAACAUUACGGAAAGAACUCAAACUCGCACUGGAAGAACAAAGUAUUAAAUUAACACAAAAUGAAAUAACGAAUGAAGAUGAGAAAUAUUACCGCCAUUUUAGUAAUGUCACGCUGCGGAUAUUGAGAAAUGGGGAGACUCUGCCGAUAGAUGUCGCUAGUUGGUUGGACUUUGACAAGUUGAAGUUGGAAUGCUUGGAAAGGCACGAGGAGCUGAAGUUUAUGAUGACCAAUAAGAAUAAAGUUUCAGACGCGACGCUUGCUAGGUCACGGAGGUCUUUGAAAGAGAAUUUCAUAGUCCCCGGAACGAAAUGGUGCGGCGCCGGCGACCUGGCAGAGAAGUACAGCGAACUCGGCAUGAAUAGGAAGGAAGAUACCUGCUGUAGGGCUCACGACAACUGCAGACUCAACAUAGGCCCGUUCAGACGAAGAUUCGGCUAUUUCAACUUUAGGCCAUUCACGAUUUCAAACUGCGCAUGUGAUAGAAGAAAAAAACGUGACGCCAUGGAGUUACUGAGAGUGCCAGGGACAAAGUGGUGUGGCAAGGGAUAUUCGGCGACGCGGUACUCCCAGUUGGGAGGUUACACACGCACCGACCGCUGCUGCCGCGUGCACGAUCUCCGGUGCCCCUUCUGGAUUGGGGGCAUGGAGAAGAAAUACGGACUUUUCAACUGGCGUGUGAACACGCUUAUGCACUGCCGCUGCGAUGAAAGAUUCCGCGCCUGCCUGAAGCUAGCGAACACCUCGAUGUCCAACAUGGUGGGCAAGCUGUUCUUCAACGUGGUGCAGACGAGGUGCUUCGUUCUGAAGCCGGUCAAGUCCUGCACGCAGCGCUCCUGGUGGGGGCGCUGCCUGCGGCGCUCGUACACCAAGCGGGCGUAUUUGAGAGACAACAUGCCGUAUUAAUACUAACGCCAUCUAUCUUCAAAAUGAAAACUAAGUUUUUGUUGUACCAACGCCAUCUAGCGUUAUAGAAAAUUACAAUGGGACUUACGUU
Cydia amplana is the source of this 1771-nucleotide messenger RNA. RefSeq lists its product as uncharacterized. The record is from RefSeq and is a predicted model, not a curated record. Bases 271 to 1680 code for a protein of 469 amino acids. NCBI's taxonomy places the organism in Eukaryota, Metazoa, Arthropoda, Insecta, Lepidoptera, Tortricidae. The transcript is spliced from 6 exons. Gene Ontology annotation, biological process: phospholipid metabolic process; arachidonate secretion.